UUUCUCUCCUCUUUGCCAUCCCAGUAUUAGUCCUCCAGUGUGGUCCUCCUCCCGUCUGGUGCUAUGGCGAAUGUUGUAGACACCAAACUAUACGACAUCCUUGGGGUGUCUCCUUCGGCCACGGAGAACGAGCUUAAGAAGGCAUAUCGCAAGUUGGCAAAAGAGUACCACCCCGAUAAGAAUCCUAAUGCAGGAGACAAGUUUAAGGAAAUCAGUUUUGCAUAUGAGGUGCUAACUAAUCCAGAGAAGAAGGAGCUGUAUGAUCGGUAUGGAGAGCAGGGCUUGCGUGAGGGUGGUGGUGGUGGAGCCGGAAUGGAGGACAUCUUCUCACAUAUCUUUGGUGGGGGUCUGUUUGGCUUCAUGGGUGGUCAGAGUAGCAGAAGCCGAAACGGAGGCCGACGGAGGGGGGAAGAUAUGGUGCAUCCACUGAAGGUGUCUUUAGAAGAUCUUUACAAUGGCAAAACUACUAAACUACAGAUCAGCAAGAACGUCCUCUGCAGUGCAUGCAAUGGCCAGGGGGGUAAAACGGGGGCAGUACAGAAGUGUGGCACGUGCAGAGGGAGAGGCAUGAGGAUCAUGAUUAGACAGCUGGCUCCUGGCAUGGUUCAGCAAAUGCAGACUGUGUGUAAUGACUGCAGUGGAGAGGGAGAGGUAAUAAGUGAGAGGGACCGCUGCAAGCAGUGUGAAGGCCGCAAGGUUAGUAAGGAAGUGAAAGUUCUGGAAGUGCAUGUGGAUAAGGGGAUGAAACAUGGCCAGAAGAUCACGUUCAGUGGUGAAGCAGACCAAUCACCCAACACCGAGCCUGGAGAUAUUAUACUGGUACUACAGGAGAAAGAACAUGAGGAGUUCCGCCGAGAUGGGAAUGAUCUACACAUGAGCCAGACGAUCGGCCUGGUGGAAGCAUUGUGCGGCUUCCAGCUCACUCUCACGCACCUUGAUGGCCGACACCUCCUCAUCAAAUACCCCGCUGGCAAAGUGAUAGAACCAGGUUCUGUUAGAAUUGUCCAUGGUGAGGGAAUGCCCCAGUACAGAAAUCCCUUUGAGAAAGGGGAUCUCUACAUCAAGUUUGAUGUGAGGUUUCCAGAUAACGGUUGGAUUUCCACAGAGAAACUUACGGAAUUGGAAGAUCUGUUACCAUCACGUGACGAGGUUCCUGUAAUCUCAGCUGAUACAGAAGAGGUUGAACUGCAGGAGUUUGACCUCAGUCAGGGGUCGUCUGGAAAUCAGCGACGUGAGGCCUACAAUGACAGCUCUGAUGAGGAAGGGGGUCCUCAUGGGCCGGGGGUGCAGUGCACCCACCAGUAGAUUCCCACACAUGUUCACAGCAGUGUUUCUCCUUUGGAAAACUCAGUUCCAUUGCAGCUGGACAAACUCUUAAAACACCCCACCCUAAUCAUUGAUUGCACUGUGUCAUGGACACAAGACAUUCACAUAUGCUAAGACUGAAGUUAAACUAAAUACACAAUCUUGCAUUCAGCACACAUCCAUAAUUUCAAAUUGAUGACAGAAAGCAUAGUUAUAGAAUAAAAAGUGAGAUUUUUUUAAUUUCAUUAUCAUUUGCAUUAUCAUUGUAUCUGUAUACAUGGUUACUGAAAAUGUAAACUUGAAGGUAAGGGGGAAGCCUACUUUCUGUAUAGGAUUUAAGUUAUAAUUGCCAUAAAUGCACAGAUGUGUACGCACUCAUACACACAGAGUUGUGAAGCAAUGACUGCUGUGUGUAUGAAUGGGGAUGGAGACUGAUAUUACUACUGUGUGUCCUGCGAUUCAAUAAAACAUAAUGUGUCUAA
Molecule: messenger RNA, 1787 nt
Organism: Electrophorus electricus (electric eel)
Lineage: Eukaryota; Metazoa; Chordata; Actinopteri; Gymnotiformes; Gymnotidae
Gene: dnaja2b
Product: DnaJ heat shock protein family (Hsp40) member A2b
Biological process (GO): response to heat; protein folding
Molecular function (GO): Hsp70 protein binding; ATP binding
Source: RefSeq, a predicted model, not a curated record